Coffea arabica (coffee) is the source of this 1605-nucleotide messenger RNA. The record is from RefSeq and is a predicted model, not a curated record. NCBI's taxonomy places the organism in Eukaryota, Viridiplantae, Streptophyta, Magnoliopsida, Gentianales, Rubiaceae.
GCUGAUUUUGGAUUUAAUAUCUGCAGAACACAAACGGAUGGCAAAAAACUACACACACAAAAAUGUGCGCAGGUCAUUUCAUCUUCAACCUGUGUGAUUAUGGAAAGAAAUAUCCCAACUGCCAAAAAGAUAGAACACAAAUUGGCAUGCGUAGUGGAGCUGGACGAUGUCCAGGGCUGAAAUAGCAAGGAAAUUUAGCGGCCAUGUUAUGUACCACAACAUUGGAAAUAUCACUACUGUCUUUAAAUAUGACGAGAAAAUUACCAUUAGCUCUUCCUCUGGAGAAGCCUGGAGUUUGCACAUGCGUAUCGUAAUCACAAAUAUUUCCAUCAGUGCUGGUGAAUUAAUUGAUCAAGAAUCAUCAAGAAAUAUGUCGUGCGCAGGUCAUUUCAUCUUCAACCUGUGUGAUUAUGGAAAGAAAUAUCCCAACUGCCAAAAAGAUAGAACACAAAUUGGCAUGCGUAGUGGAGCUGGACGAUGUCCAGGGCUGAAAUAGCAAGGAAAUUUAGCGGCCAUGUUAUGUACCACAACAUUGGAAAUAUCACUACUGUCUUUAAAUAUGACGAGAAAAUUACCAUUAGCUCUUCCUCUGGAGAAGCCUGGAGUUUGCACAUGCGUAUCGUAAUCACAAAUAUUUCCAUCAGUGCUGGUGAAUUAAUUGAUCAAGAAUCAUCAAGAAAUAUGUCUUCGCUUCGUAUCCGCGAAGCCAUUGUCGAAUGUCUCGAUGAAAUCCGAUCUGAUUCAAGAGAGAAUCAGCUAAAAGCUCUGCAAACUUUGGCAAGCAUCACAAAAGUCAAUCCUCAAAACAGGAAUUUAUUGGCACAAACAGAUGGUGCCGUCUCUAUUCUUCUUUCCCUAUCCAAAUCUGCCUCCCCAGCGGUUGAAACUCUGGCUCUGACCAUCCUGUUCAAUCUCUCCCUGAACCCUAAUCUGAAGCAAUCUUUGGCAGAGAUGGAAAACAUAAUCUACCUCAACUCUGCCAUCCUGGCCCCUGCUUCUGCAGAAUCCAGCAAAUUAGCAGCCUCAUUUUUAUGUAGCCUAGCAAUGUUGGACAAAAACAAGGCAAAGUUUGGAGUUGCCGGCACCAUUCAGGUUCUAAUAAGCGCAAUUUCUUCACGAUCACAUGGUCCGGCUUCUCAUCACCUUCUUAGUUCUCUUGCUGAACUUGUGCAGUUCCACGGCAACUGCACAGUGGCAGUACGGUCAGGUGCUGUUCCAAUGCUACUCAAAUUCGCAGAGAAUAGAGAUGGUGAGGAUCUCGCUGGCACUUCCCUGGCGAUUUUGUGCCUGCUCGCGAGAUUUGAAGAGGGAUUGAGUGCUUUGAGAAAGACUGAUGAGAUUGUUGGAUCAAUGCUGGAAGUUUUGAAAGGAAGAUGCAUGUUGAGUAAGGAAGGUGCAGCUGAUAUUCUUAUUAGACUGUUUGAUGAAAGUGAGGGAUGCAUAAGGGAUGCUUUAAGAUUGCCUGAUUUCUUGACAGUUCUGGCUGAUGUUUCCGUGAGGGGUUCUGGUAGAGCUCGAGAAAAGGCUGGUUCAUUGAUGAAGAAGACGAUGGAGGUUAAUUUAGAUAGCCAUGUAGAUGGUAAAUAUUUGAUGCAUCAAUGGUGA